This is a messenger RNA of Impatiens glandulifera, 785 nucleotides long. Its product is annotated as cytochrome b-c1 complex subunit 7-like. Lineage: Eukaryota; Viridiplantae; Streptophyta; Magnoliopsida; Ericales; Balsaminaceae. The transcript is spliced from 4 exons. The coding region runs from base 130 to 498 and encodes 122 amino acids. The record is from RefSeq and is a predicted model, not a curated record. Gene Ontology annotation, biological process: mitochondrial electron transport, ubiquinol to cytochrome c.
CCCUAAUUUCUCUAUUUUUGGGGAUUUCGCGAUUCUUCUCAUUUGAGGGGAAGACCAGAUCUUACCAGAGAGAGAAAGAGAGAGAGGUAUAUCAAGUAUCCGGCGACAGAUUUGCAGUGAAGCUAAGCCAUGGCAGCGCUAGUGAAAUGGUUUAUCGACCCAAAGAAGAACCCUCUCGCAGCCAUGCACAAGAAAUCCGUUUCUCGCCGUCUUCGCAAUUACGGCCUCCGAUACGAUGAUUUGUUUGAUCCUUAUUUUGAUCUCGACGUGAAGGAAGCCCUUAAUCGCCUCCCACGUGAAAUUGUUGACGCUAGGAACCAGCGUCUCUUGCGAGCCAUGGACCUUUCCAUGAAGCACGACUACCUUCCUCCGUCCUUGCAGGCUCAACAAACCCCAUUCAGGGGUUAUCUUCAAGAGAUGUUGGCCCUUGUGAAGAGAGAGAGUGCAGAACGAGAAGCUCUGGGAGCAUUGCCCCUUUAUCAACGCAGUUUGCCUUAAGUGAAAGAUCAUCAGCAUCGAAUUAUCCGAACCAGUAUGAUUUUUCUCGAUCUGCGUGUCAAAUAAUGGUUUUGCUUAAUUGCUGAAAUAUGAUGUUUCAAGUAUUUAUUUUAUAGCAAACUCUCUCCUGAUAAUGGGGUACACUAGGGGAUGUUUUGUUAUGUUUCAAACUUUUGAUUGUUGUUUAUUUUGGUCUGUCUGGGAUUUUAAUACAUGUCUCUAUGCUCUCCUGUGAUGAAAUUGAAUCAUCACAAAACUUAAUAAAAUAGGCAAACCAUUAAAUCUCU